AUGACUGGGUCUUGUCCUGAUCAUCAAAGUGAUGAAGAAGAAGAAGAAGAGACGAACCGCAUUUCAUCUACAGAUGUUUGUAUUGCUGGGAGCACCGAGGAGCAACUACGCAAAGCAAAUAUUGUCUAUGCCCAUCCUGAAGCAGUUGUGUCAUCUCGUCCCUAUUUACUGUCUGAUGCAAUCCAAAAUACCGUGGUUGCUACGGUGGUAGAUGAAGCACAUUGCAUAGUAGAAUGGGGUCUGGAUUUUAGACAGGACUUUGCAAAGUUAGCCAUUUUAGCUAGCCUAUUUCCACAUACUCCAACAGCUGCAAUGACGGCAACCGCUCCCCAAGAUUACAGAGAAGCCAUAAUUAAAUCACUUUGCUUGAAGAAGCCAGUAAUUAUUAGCAGGAACCCCGACAGAGAAAACAUCAUGUAUGCCGUAAAGAGUCGAUUGCCCUCUACCCAUGGUGUUCAAAGUUACCACGACAUACUCUAUCCAAUAGCCAUCAAGUUGCUUGAAGAACGCAUCUGUUAUCCAUCCACUAUCAUUUACAUGAAACUAAAGUACUGCGGCUAUGCACACAGGCUAUUUGAAAAUGUACUUGGAGUUCAUCAGUACUAUCCAGAAACAUGUGCUGGUCCAGAUCACAGAUUGUUCGGUCAGUAUCAUGCGCCCCAAACUGAAGAAAUGAAACAAGUUCUGCUCAAGCAACUGUCAUCACAUCAGAACACAUGCAGGGUUGUGUUUGCCACAUGUGCAGUAGGGAUGGGUGUAGAUGCCCCAAGUAUUCGCCAUGUUGUACACAUUGGAGUGCCACAUACAAUGGAAGCUUACUUUCAAGAGACAGGACGUGCAGGACGUGAUGGUUGUCCAGCCACAGCCACUAUGUACUUCAACGGUUCAGAUAUAGCAAAGAACAAGGCAGGCAUGCAACAAAUUAUGCGGGAAUUAUGCCGAGGAGAUAAAUGCAGGAGAGCAACUAUUCUUCAACAUUUCGGGUACAAGCCAAGUGUCACACAGAGAAGCGCCCUCCAUCGGUGCUGUGAUAUCUGCAAGUUGAAGUGUCCAUGCCUUGAAUGUGAUAUGGAAUUAUGUCUCAACCUCCUAUAUGAUGAUGGCGACUCACAGUAGGAUUUGCAUGAAAUGUUGUAAUUGCACAAUCUUUCUGUACAUGGAAAGUAAAUCAACAUCCGUCAUGAUCGACCCACACUAGCAAAAACUUGUCUUGUAUCAUCUCUUUAUUGUCCAGCUUCAAAAACCGAUCCCCAAAAAUAAAACAAAGUACAUGUAAAAAGAUAAGCUCCCAAUUAUGCAAUUGCAAGGAACACAACGAUUAUUACAUGAUGCCAGUCAAUGUGUUUCUAGUCACACUGAAAAAAAAAAAAUACAUUUGGCGUUAAUGGUGUAAAAAGUCAAAUUGAUUAUUUUUAUUUGCUCUUAUAAAUGUUUUGUCUUACAAGAACUCUGUGGUGGGAUGAUGGUCAUGAAAGGUUUUUUCCUUUCUUUUUCAAAUGUUCAAAUGUUUUCGUAACAUUAACAUCUGUGUUUGUUGCAAUGUCUGUAGGCUUUGCUACACAAAGGCAUUG
Messenger RNA from Patiria miniata (bat star), 1571 nucleotides. Its product is annotated as ATP-dependent DNA helicase Q1-like. The record is from RefSeq and is a predicted model, not a curated record. Bases 1 to 1116 code for a protein of 371 amino acids. NCBI's taxonomy places the organism in Eukaryota, Metazoa, Echinodermata, Asteroidea, Valvatida, Asterinidae. Gene Ontology annotation, biological process: double-strand break repair via homologous recombination. The transcript has a single exon. Gene Ontology annotation, molecular function: four-way junction helicase activity; 3'-5' DNA helicase activity; nucleic acid binding. Gene Ontology annotation, cellular component: chromosome; cytoplasm; nucleus.